AGCACCGCAAGGGCUUGGAGAGAAAUCAAUUAAGAUGCGCGGGAGACCGAUCCUCCUGCUCACGGCGGCGGUCCUGACACUGUUGUUGUUGUCCGGCGAAACUGACGGGAGUCGCCGCAGACGUCGGCGCCGAAGCACCACCACCCGGCCGCCCGUGGACUGCCAGUGGUCGUCCUGGUCUCUGUCCUACUCCAACUGUGGCAACACCUGCGGAGGGACGAAGACCUUCACCAGGUACCGGUGCAGGCCGGCGGAACACGGCGGGGCGGACUGCGUUGGGGACACGCAGAAGACGGAACCGUGCGCGGGGUCGUCAUGCCAGAACGGCGGGCAGUGGAACGGCGUCUCCUGUACCUGCUCUAGCGGCUUCUAUGGAUCCUGUUGUCAUAGAACCCUGAUGUGCCCGCCCAUGGACGCCCCUGCUAACGGACAGAUCAGUUCUCCGGACACGAAUGGCGGCGUUACGGUCUACUUCGCCUGUGACCCCGGCUACACGCUGUUGGGCAGCACCUCUGCAACGUGCCAGUCGUCCGGCAGGUGGUCCGACAACAGACCGAUAUGUCAGAUUGGAACGUGUCCAGCCUUACCUGUGCUGGCGCACGGUUCGAUGUACGGGUCCUUGUCCACCGGUUCCCACAUGACGUUCUCGUGUCAGCCCGGCUACACCCUGAGCGGUCCGUCCUCCAUUAGAUGUAACAGACAUGGGGCGUGGAGCGAGCAGCCUCCGAUCUGUACAGCUGUUCAAUGCCCAAUGCUGUCACCUCCUGUCCAUGGGACCACCAGUAGUAUUUCACAGCCCAAUGCCGGGACCUGGAACUCACUGCAGUGCGAUACCAAUGUGGUACAAGGCCCGGUCCAUCCUGUGGAAUGUGGAACGAAUGCUGCGAACUUCCACGAGCCAACCUUCACCGUCAGUUGUCCAGUUGGAUGCUCUGGGUGCUCUGUAUGUGUUUGGGGGUCUGGCAUCUACACAGACGACUCUAGUAUUUGCCGUGCUGCUAUCCAUGAUGGUAGGAUCACGGAUGCCGGAGGACAGGUGACUGUGUACAUAAGGUAUGGACAACACUCGUACCAGGGGUCCUGGCAGCACAAUAUCCAGUCCCAGCCUUUCGGAGCCUGGCCUCGUGCCUUUGCAUUUACACAAGUAGUUAGAGAGCAAAAUGACAGAGAUCAAAAGAUGGCAACUACAAGCUGCGCUACACCGGGCUACACCAUGUUCAACGGGGUGUGCUACAAGGCCUACGACCGUCAGAAGGACUACAACCGGGCCCGGCAGAUUUGUGCCGCAGACGGCGGCUUCUUAGCCAUGCCGAGGGACGCCGCCUCCAACGACCACAUCAGCCAACUGUGCGGCGCCGACUGUUGGAUCGGACUGUCCGAACAGAGGGUGGAAAACCGUUGGGAAUGGGAGGACGGGUCCACCCUGAGUGGAACAGGCUUCAACGAUUGGGCCAGAAGCCCGGCGGAAGAGAAAGAAUCAGGGGGGAGGUCGGGUUCAGGCUCCGGCACCAACGAUGAUAACAAAGACUGUGCCCUGAUGAAGCAGAGUGGACCGAAGUGGGUGGUGCACGAUUGCACUCAACAGCAAAAUUUCGUCUGUGAAUCAAGACAUGUGAUUCACCACCAGGUUCAGACCCAGUGUACCGUACUGACGAACACGGAUCCCGUAGCUCAGGGUAGUGUGACUGGGCAGACCUACUUGCACGGCACCACCAUACACUUCACCUGCGACCCAGGGCACACCAUGAUUGGUGCAGCCGACAGGGUGUGUCAAGCUGACGGCCAAUGGAGUGGCUCUCAGCCUACCUGUCAACCUGACCGAGUACCAGAGUGUCCAGUUCCGCACGCACCUCACCACGGAACGAUCAGCGGGAACUACUUUGUAGGAGACACUGUGACCUACACCUGCCACACUGGUUUCCAGCUAACAGGUUCAGCCUCAAGAUACUGUCAGUCCACACAGCACUGGACUGGGACAGAACCAACUUGUACCAAGGUCCAGUGUCCUGUCCUGGCCGCUCCCCUCAAUGGACACAUGACUGGUGGCCACGAAUUUGGCAAUCAUCUGCAGUUCUCCUGCAAUCCUGGUUAUGAACUGCUAGGGGGCAGCACCUUGACUUGCCAGGCAGAUGGAACCUGGGAUGGACCGGAACCAGUGUGUAACAGGAUACAGUGUCCUCCUGUCCAAGCCCCAUUGCAUGGCCAGGUGACUCAGAAUGGGGACACGAUCACCUACACCUGUGAUGUUGGGUACAUCCUGAGUGGGCCCUCUACCAUGACAUGCCUCAGUACUGGCGUGUGGAGCGACCAGGCACCGCACCACCACAUACGGCACGACACACCGCACCACACAGCGCACGACACACCGCAGCACGAACCGCAGUGUACCGCUGUGGUCUGUCCCAUGCCCCCCCGUCCUGCGCAUGGCUCAGUGGCAGGUACCACUACCUUUGGGGGUGUGAUUACCUACACCUGCGACCAUGGUCACACCCUGAGUGGGUCCCCCACCCAGACAUGUCAGAGCAACCAACAAUGGUCAGGCACUCCACCAACCUGUCAAAUACUGCAUUGUGCUGCCCUGUCUGCACCUGACCACGGUUCAGUCAGUGGCCACAACCACGUUGGAGACACUGUCACCUUCACCUGCGACCCUGGCUUCUAUCUUGCCGGCUCCACGGAUCGACUGUGUCAAUCAGACAUGACAUGGUCAGGAACACAGCCCACGUGCAGAAGGGGAAAUUGUCCAGACCUGAGUGCCCCAGCCAACGGGCUCAUGACAGGUGGCAACCGGUUCCAGAAUCAGGUGCAGUUCAGCUGUAACAGUGGCUACCAGCUGGUUGGGAGCACCACCCUCACCUGCCAGGCUGACCAAACCUGGAGUGGACAGGUGCCCACUUGUGUCCCGACUCAGUGUCCUACUCUGCAAGUAAUAAAUGGCUUUGUGACCGGUUCGACUGUGUUUGGUUCCACGGCCAGCUGUGGUUGUGAUCCUGGGUUCCUGUUGAUCGGUCCUGCCACCACCACCUGUCAGAGUACUGCCACCUGGAGUGCUCAAACUCCCACAUGCACAAUUAAGACCUGUCAGCCACUUGUGGCUCCAAAUCACGGGUCAGUGACUGGCGGGAACAACUACGGAGAUGUGGCCACCUACGCCUGCGAUCCGGGCUAUGAAAUGGUUGGGAGUCCCACCCAGACAUGUCAGGACAACGAGCAUUGGACAGGCUCUCCACCAUACUGUAUAAGAAUGGACUGUGUGACCUUGGAUGCACCCUUACAUGGGUCAGUCAGUGGGACCAGUCAUGUGGGUGACACUGUGACCUUCUCCUGUGACCCUGGGUAUGAGAUUUCUUCUGGUUCUUCUUCCCGGACCUGUCAAUCCUCACAGACAUGGACAGGAACUCAACCGACUUGUACAAAAAUCCAAUGCCCCAGUGUGAGUGCACCAGCCAAUGGCAACAUGGCGGGGGGUAUAGAGUUUGGCGACCAGCUGCAGUUCUCGUGUAGUUCUGGUUAUCAGCUGGUGGGUAGCAGCACGCUGACGUGCCAGGCUGACCAGACGUGGGACGGCACUGCGCCAACCUGUAGUGCCAUUCACUGUCAACCCCUCCAGCCACCCCAGAAUGGCCAGGUCACAGGUGGUAGCUCCUUCGGGGACACAAACACCUACACCUGUGACAUUGGCUACCUCCUGUUUGGUGACAGCACCAGCUAUUGCCUCAGUACAGGCACUUGGAGUUCACAGCCACCCCAGUGCACACUGAAAACCUGCCCACCACUGGCAGACCCUGUCCACGGCAGUGUCGUGGGUGGGAACAACUAUGGGGACGUGGCCGUCUACGCCUGCGACCCAGGCUAUGACCUUGUCGGAACACCGUCACAGACAUGUCAGAACAACCAGCAUUGGAGUGGGGCAGCACCAGUUUGUCUUCGAAUGGAAUGUGCCAUCCUGGACCCCCCUCUCCAUGGAACAGUCAGCGGCACCAACUUUGUGGGGGACACUGUGACCUUCGCCUGUGACCCCGGGUACGAGAUCACCGGAACCUCCAACAGGACCUGUCAAUCAACCCUGGACUGGUCUGGAAAACAGCCAGUUUGCACAAAGAUACAGUGUCAACUCUUCAGUGUCCUGGCGAAUGGCAACGUGAUAGGCAGUAAUGAGUACGGAGACCAGCUACAGUUCCAAUGUAGUGCUGGUUAUCACUUGGUAGGGAGCAGCACCCUGACCUGCCAGGCCGAUCAGACAUGGAGUGACGCAGCACCAACCUGCACUCGAAUCCAGUGCUCUGCUGUCCAGGAUCCACUGAAUGGUCAUGUGACCGGGAGUAACGUUUUUGGCAGCACGGCCACCUACACCUGUGAUGUUGGGUACCUCCUGAGUGGUGACAGUACCAGCACCUGUCUCAGUACAGGCUCCUGGAGCAGCCAGGCUCCUCAGUGUACAUUGAAGACCUGUCCACCACUUGCGGCUCUGAACCAUGGCACAGUGACUGGUGGCAACAACUACGGAAACAUCGCCACCUACACCUGUGAUAUUGGCUAUGACCUGAUAGGAAACCCCACCCAGACAUGUCAGGACAACCAGCAAUGGACGGGCUCCCCUCCAACCUGUCAAAAGGUCCAGUGCACCUCCCUGAGUGCGCCGACGUACGCAGACAUGACGGGGACGGGUCACGAGUAUGGCGACACCGUGCACUUCACCUGCUGGCCUGGGUACUCACUGGCAGCAGGAGACAUCGACAGAACUUGUCAAGCCGAUGGCUCAUGGAGCGGUCUUCAGCCUUCCUGUACAGUGAAUGAAUGUCCUAAACUAGAUGCACCUACAAAUGGCCUGGCUUACGGCCAAAACACGCUCAAUGGUGUGACAAUCUUCAUGUGUAACAAUGGGUACGAACUGGUCGGUGGUGACGCUGUGCGGCAGUGCAAUCCGGUUGACAUGACAUGGAGCGGAACCCAGCCUACUUGUCAACGAAAAGAGUGCCCCCAACUGUCAGCACCAAGUAACGGUGUUGUCACUGGGGGUACCUUCUAUGGGGACCAGGUGACCUUCACAUGUGACCCCGGGUACGAGAUCUCAGGCAGCGACAUUAGGACAUGUCAGAUGAACCAACAGUGGAGCGGAACCCAACCAACAUGUGAACGGAUCCAUUGUCCAGUGCUGAGUCCCAUAGCUGAUGGACAGAUGAGCGGAAGUCAUGAGUUUGGAGACCAGGUCAUGUUUGUCUGCAACUCUGGCUACGAUCUCAGCGGGAGUUCCUCUCGUGUGUGUCAGGCUGACGGCACGUGGUCGGGAAUCCAGCCAAGUUGUGACCGUGUGAAGUGCCCAGAUGUAUCAGCCCCAGUCCACGGCUCAGUGACAGGAGGGGUUUAUCUAGGUGACACAGUGACAUACUCCUGUGACUCUGGGUAUGAACUGUAUGGAACGUCCACACAGAUAUGUCAGGCCGCCCAAACAUGGAGCGCAACACAACCCAGAUGUGACAGAAAGCCAUGCUUGACUCUGGACCCCCCUCUGAAUGGUAAAGUCAAUGGUUCAAACCUGUACGGAGACACAGUAACAUUCACCUGCAAUGUUGGGUUCGAGUUGUUGGGCGACCAAACAAGGAUCUGUCAGGACAACCAGCAGUGGAGUGGAACACAGCCAUACUGUCAAAAACAACAAUGUGGCCAGCCACAAGCCCCCAGCAAUGGUGCUGUGUCAGGCGGCACUUUCUAUGGCAAUCAUAUGACCUUCACAUGUGAUCCCGGGUAUGAGAUCUUUGGAAGUGCAGUCUUGACCUGUCAGGGGAAUCAACAGUGGAGUGCAUCUCCACCAACAUGUACACUGGUACAGUGUCCACCCCUCAGUCCUGUAGUCAAUGGUCAGAUGAGUGGCGGUAUGUCUUACGGAGACCAGGUGAUGUUCACGUGUAACCCUGGGUACAUCCUCAGUGGGACAACCUCACGUACCUGCCAGGCUGACGGAACGUGGUCGGGAGCCCAGCCAGUCUGUAACCAGAUGAAGUGUCCUGACGUGGUAGCACCACUACACGGGUCUCUGAGUGGAGGCACAAACAUCGGUGACACUGUGACGUACUCCUGUGAUACUGGGUAUCAACUCGUCGGGCUGUCUGUCCAGACAUGUGAGGCUACCCAAACAUGGAGCAAUACAAAACCAACAUGCACAAGAGUGGCAUGCCAGAAGCUGGACCCUCUCACCAAUGGUAUAAUAAAUGGAACCAGUAACCUGUAUGGAGACAUAGUGACCUUUGAGUGUAACGUUGGAUAUCAGCUUGUUGGCAGCUCCUCCUUGACCUGCCAGAGUGACCAACAGUGGAGUGGGUCUCCACCUCACUGUCAAAAAAUACAGUGCUCACCGCUAUCACCACCUUCAAUGGGUUGGCUGGAACGUAGGAAUUCCUAUGGGGACACCGUGACUAUCGUGUGUGACACCGGGUACAUCGUUGUUGGCAGCGCCACGCUGACGUGCCAGGCUGACGGGCAAUGGAGCGCACAGCAGCCUUCGUGUCAAAGAGCCCAGUGCCCUUCACUCACCAUAGCAAAUGGUCAAAUGAGCGGCAGCAACUUCUUUGGUGAUACGGUGACCUUUGUGUGCAACACUGGCUACACUCUUUUUGGAAGUUCCUCUCGGAGAUGCCUGGCAGGCAGCAUAUGGUCAGGCGCCCAGCCUGUCUGUAACCGCACGGAAUGUCCAGAUCUGGUAGCACCCGCCGCUGGGUCUGUAACAGCAGGAUCGUUCUAUGGCGACACAGUGUUCUACAGCUGCAUCACAGGGUAUGAAGUCGACGGCGUUCCAGUGAGAACGUGCCAGGCAGAUCAGACAUGGAGCGGGAUGGAGCCAACCUGUACCAGAAAGGAGUGUUUGACCUUGGACCCUCCUGCCAAUGGCAGAGUAGUUGGGAGUAACCUGUAUGGAGACACGGUGACCUUUGUCUGUGACUAUGGUUAUGAGUUGAUCGGAGACCAGAGAAGGACCUGUCAGAGUGACCAACAGUGGAGUGGAACACAGCCGUACUGUCAACGGAAAGAAUGCCCACCUCUGCAGGUACCAAACAAUGGUGGGAUGUCUGGAACCUAUUUUGUUGGUGACCAGAUGACCUUCACAUGUAAUCCUGGGUACGACCUCAAUGGCGAUGCAAUGCUCACCUGUUGGGGACACAAGCAGUGGAGUGGGACCCCACCAACUUGUGACCGGGUUAGCUGUCCAGCUCUGAGCCAGCCAGCUAAUGGUCAGAUGAAUGGUAACAACUUGUUCGGAGACCAGGUGACCUUUGCGUGUGACCUAGGGUAUUCGCUGAAUGGGAGCAUUUCUCGCACCUGCCAGGCAGAUGGGACGUGGUCAGGAGUCCAGCCUGUGUGUAACUCUUUGAGGUGUCAAACUCUGGCUUCGCCUGCCCAUGGAACUGUGGCUGGGGGCUCCACGUUUGGUGACACUGCCACCUACUCCUGUGAUACCGGGUAUGAGGCGGUCGGUGGAACCCCCGUCAGGAUGUGCAUGGCUAGCCUGACAUGGAGCGGAACACAACCAAGUUGCAAUAAAAUAUCUUGUGUGAGCUUGUCUAGCCCUGUUAAUGGUGGGAUAACCGGCUCUAACCAGUACGGAGACACAGUGACGUAUGACUGCAGUACUGGGUUUAUGUUGAUGGGAGACCAGACAAGAACCUGUCAGAGUGACCAGCAGUGGAGUGGAACACAGCCAUACUGUCAAAGGCUGCAGUGUCCACAGCUGGGUACCAUCGCAAACGGUGCCUCCACUGGUGGGCUGUAUUAUGGUGACUACGCCUCUUUCACAUGUAAUCCUGGGUACGAGAUUCAGGGUAAUUCUACUGCAGUUUGCAUGGACGACGGACAAUGGAGCAGUACAGCACCUACAUGCAUUGCCAAAGAAUGUCAUGCUCUCAGAGCCCCAGCUGAUGGUACCAUGAGUGGAACCUUCUUUGUGGGUGACCGUGUGACCUUCUCCUGCAAGGCUGGGUAUAACCUGGUGGGCAACAAUGUCAUAGUGUGCCAGGAUUCCCAGUCAUGGAGUGGAAGUGUACCAAAAUGCGAAAGUGUGACUUGCGGCUCACUACUUGCCCCUGUCUAUGGAGCUGUCAGAGCCCCAGGGAACACUUUUGGUGACACGGCGACCAUCAUGUGUGAGCCUGGAUAUGAGCUUGUCGGGGACAGCAUCAGGACGUGUGAAGCCAGCGGACUGUGGAGUGGUUCCACGCCUCUUUGUCAAAGGAUAUGCUGUAGUUCACCUGCUAUUCAGUUUGGUGAUUUUGCGGGAACAAUUUGCUACAAUGACACCAUCACCUUCAACUGUGACCCUGGCUAUGAAAUAUUAGGAGCCACAGCUGCAACCUGCAAUGAGACUGGUCACUGGGAUGCCGCUAUUCCUCAGUGUCAGAAGGUGUGCUGUAGUAGCUCCCUGGUGAUCCCCAACGGCCAGUUUACUACUGCACACGGCAACUGUUUCGGUGCUGUGGGCCAGGCAGACUGCUCGGAAGGCUACAUUAUAUAUGGAAACGACAUCCUUUACUGCAACACAAGUGGACAAUGGGAAGGAAAGAUGCCCCAAUGUCAAUUGAUGUGCUGUGGAGAUCCAGGAUCCAUCCGAGAUGGCGGGGUAAGCUGGACGGGACUGUGCCAUGGUGAUGUUGCGACUUACUCAUGUAACAGUGGAUUCCGUCUUGUUGGUAAUGCAUCAUACACAUGUUCCGCCAGUGGUGACUGGGGACCAUCGCCUUAUUGCGAACCUUACAACCUGUGUGACAGAAGCACCCUGCCCAGCCCCAGCGGAGGCACUAAGAUCUGCUUCAGCAGCCCGCAGGGUUCAGAACUUGUGGACUACUGCCAGAUGCACUGCAACGCUCCGAAGGAGUACUCCAACCAUAACGAGGCUCUGUAUGAAUGUAGCGCUGCGACCGGCUGGCUGUGGAGCGUCCGUCGCUAUGUGACUGGCGGUUCCUCUCUUAUCUCUGUCAAUGUUGGAGUGUGUUCCUCUGCCUAUUUCAAUCCUUUUGCUCUGGUGGUCGCCAACGGUUUGUCCAUCACCUACUCUGGAGCUGUUGAUUUGGCAGCCAUCGAGGCAGAGAUGAAGAACUACCUCCUCAGCAAUAACCUCUGCACUCUGCCAUGCCAGGUUGGCAAUGUUGAGCUGCAAAUCGAUCCAAAUGCCAGAGUGGGACCGCGGGCAAAGGCUGGGAGAUCCAACACCCGUGCCACCAUGUCUAUUCAACUGUACGGCUACGCAGACGAGAGCCUCAUCACACAAACUAACACAAUUCAGAUGGAAUGGGUUCGACUGGCUGCAGAACUUAGGGAGGCACUGACAGUUCUUCAACAGCCGGGAGGGAUCAGUCUGUCAGUACAGGGAGUGGAAGUCAUGCUUCAGGCUGACAACAUGCAGAUCUCCCCUCCAAGUCUGGGAUGUCAGCUGGGAGAAGUACUGGAGGGAGUACAGUGUAGACGGUGUGGCCCAGGUACAUACUACGACAUAUACGAGAACGACUGCCGCCCGUGUCCGUACGCCACUUACCAGGACGAGUCAGGACAGACUGAGUGCAAACCCUGUAAGGAGGGGACGACAACCGCCAUGAUGAGUGCUCGUAACUCUACAGACUGCCAAGCUUUUGCUGAGUGCAACUGUGGCAUCCAUCCAUGCAAACUGACCGACACAGCAGGAUACGUCUGUGAUUGUCUGAAUGGGUACGAACAGGUGGACAUCGCAGGGGAAUUACUGUGCAAAGACAUUGAUGAGUGUACCCAGCCAGGCAUUUGUCCAAACGCUGCCUGCUACAACCGCCCAGGGACCUACUCCUGCCAGUGCUUACCAGGAUUUGAGGAGCCAAACUGUCUUGAUAUCGAUGAGUGUCGGUAUGUGGGUUUCUGUCCAGACAACUCCCAGUGUACCAACACACCUGGCAGCUAUAACUGCACCUGUCUGCCGGGAUAUUAUGGAGACAACUGUGAAGAGUGCACACCAUACCGGGGUAACUGUUACUCCGUGUCGGAAACCCCGGGAUCGUACGACCAGGCCAAGCAGGAGUGCCACGAGAGGGGCGGGAUUCUGGCGGUCAUCCAGGACCAGGACAUGCAGGACUUCUUUGUCCAGCUUCUGUCUGUGUCCAACAAGGACGCCUGGAUCGGGCUGGGUGACCAACACUUCAGCGGAGAGUGGCAGUGGAGUGACGGAACACACAUCACUGAUAGCUCCUACACUUAUUGGGCAUGGGGUGAGCCCAAUGGUUCUGGAAACUGCACCCACCUCUGGCCAGCUGCCAAUUUUGGCUGGGACGACCAGCCUUGUAAUAAAACCACCUACCACGUCUGCCAGUUCACUUUCUAACCUGACAUGCUUCAGCACUCAGAACAUGCAUCUUUAUUGAGGCCACAAAAAUCUUGCUUUAAAUACUAGUAGCAAUGGAAAGUUAAAGAAUUCGACAAUCUUACAAAUCAGCCAUAUAAUGUGAGGUUUUUUUAUGAGUGAUUAAUAAGGACAAACAGUUCUUCAGUAUGUUAUUGUAAUGACAAUGUACACGUAUACAAUGUGUAUGGCUCCAAAAUUCCUGAGCACACUCUUCACAAAAGUAAGAAUGGUCUCAUAUCUGUGUUUUUUUCUCUUGUGGUUUUGUGAUGUUCUUUGAAUCAUAUUACAGAGGAUACUGUUGGACUGGAUUUGGAUGAAGUCAUAUGAAGUAGAUCUAAUCAGACGGAUUGGAAUUAUCAUAGGUUUUAUAAUUUGUGCCUUAAGCUUAUGAGCUUGCCUUUGCUGUGUUUGCUGUGGAAUCUGAAAUAAAGGAGAGUAGAACUCUC
Branchiostoma belcheri (Belcher's lancelet) is the source of this 10797-nucleotide messenger RNA. RefSeq names its product sushi, von Willebrand factor type A, EGF and pentraxin domain-containing protein 1-like. NCBI's taxonomy places the organism in Eukaryota, Metazoa, Chordata, Leptocardii, Amphioxiformes, Branchiostomatidae. Gene Ontology annotation, cellular component: membrane. The record is from RefSeq and is a predicted model, not a curated record. Gene Ontology annotation, molecular function: G protein-coupled receptor activity; calcium ion binding.